Molecule: messenger RNA, 2858 nt
Organism: Paralichthys olivaceus (Japanese flounder)
Lineage: Eukaryota; Metazoa; Chordata; Actinopteri; Pleuronectiformes; Paralichthyidae
Source: RefSeq, a predicted model, not a curated record
UUGUAUCCUGCAGUCGCCAUUUUGUUUAGUCCGUGUCCGGCUGCUACAGAAAACGAAGAGGGACGGCUUUUCUCCUACAUUACACAGCUUUUAUUAUCUUUUUUAAAUCGGAAACCGGUAAUUAACACCACAUGUUGACACAAUACAUUUCUGGUACAUGGUAGUGUUUAAAUGUCAAACGCGAGUACGAGGGUAAUUGUCAAAUAAAAACUCUCUUAACAUUUUGCUAACGAUAUGGUCGCGAGACACUGGUAGUUUAGGUAGGCCGCUGCUCAGCGUAAAUAACUUUAAACCUCACGAACAUACACUCUUGAACGUAGAAAGUCGUUUUAUCGUUACACGUUAUCUAGUUAACACAAUUUCUAUCGUUUACCGGAUAGUUCAUGUCCUUCGCUGCUGGGAACCGCUUGUAGAUCACCUCAGCUAGCUUUGGGCUGCUUACUAUUGUUCCACAGACUCCAUAUCCUCACGAAGACAGCCCACCAGCAGUGUGCUCAAGAGGGAGGCAAACUUCUCAGCCACCUCAGGGAGACUGUCAGUCCUGAAGAGAACCAUCCACCGCGUUUAAAGUAAAGGUCUAAGUUGGAGACGAAUACCAGUGUUGAUAUGACCAACCAUGGAGAUGACUGCUACUUCUUUUACUAUUCCACCUGCACUAAAGGAGACAGCUGCCCAUUCAGACACUGUGAGGCAGCCAUGGGCAAUGAAACAGUCUGCAAUCUUUGGCAGGAAGGGCGCUGCUUUCGCACCAUUUGCAAGUUUCGACACAUGGAAAUCACAAAAAACCGAAAGGAGAUACCUUGUUAUUGGGAGAAACAGCCUGCUGGCUGCCAGAAAUCACACUGUGCCUUCCUCCAUGAAAGGCCCCGCUACAUAGAGGGCAUGUUUGUCCCACCUGAUAAAGGUCUUUGCAAGAAUGAGGAGCAGCCACUUGAGGAAACAGCUCUCCCACCAACUGCCCCUCUGGCAACUGCAGCUAACCCCCAGCUCAGAGGGGUCAUUAAGACCGAAAGUCAGGAGCCUGUUCCAAGCCCCACUCACCCACCAGUGGUGAUUAAUCCAGCAGAUGAUGAUGAGGAUGAAGAUGACCUUUUCUCAGAGGAGGGAGAUGAUGGCAGGGGCGGCUCUUCUCAUCGAAAGCUACCCAAACUAGAUGACUCACUGAAUUUUGGAGUCAGCACCCUGGAGGAGAUCAGACUCAGGAAGGCACUGAAGACCAGCAUGAAGAGAGCAGGUUACCCCAUCCAGAGUUCUGAUACCUUGGCCAACGGAGAGAAAGAAAACAUCCAGUCAUUAUGUCGUCCAGCCCUCUAUGAGGCCAGAGAUGGCCCACUUGUCUUUGAAGAAACUGGGAGAUCAAGAGGGACUGUGGCUGAAAGGCUCGGAAGGAAGAUGCCAAUUAUCAAUGAAAAAAGUGGAGGCGGUGUCCAGCUGAAAAGGAGUCUGAAUGACCGUCUGGGCAGAGUUGUGGAUGAGGAAGAGACAUUAAUGUCCCCACAGAAAGUUUUUAAACCUAUUAAGGAAAGACUUGGAUCAAGUACUGCUCUUGUUGCACUCACUGACCCAGCUGAGACCAACACAGAAUCUAAGAAAGCUCCUGAGCAGAUUCGCAUCAAAACUCUGGAGGAGAUCAAACAGGAGAAGGCAGCGAAGUCUCAGUCUAAGAGCCAGAACGAUGGUCCUUCUAUUGUGGGUCCAGAGAGCACCAAAACCAAUAAGGGUGUUAAGCGAGCCAUCGCUGUUAAAGAUGUCAAAAUAGUCUCAGAGAUACCCCGAGCCAAGAGGACAAGGCAGGAGGAGCAGAACACCAGCCCAAAGAAGGCAAAGAACACAGGCAACAGCCAAGCACAGACAAACGCAGCUGGGCCCUGUCCUGAGGCUGCAAACAUAGAGGAAGUUCGAGUAAAGACCCUGGAGGAGAUCCGUAGGGAGAAGGCAGCAAGGAUACAGGCUCAACAGGCUGAAAACAAGAGGAGCCCUGAUACUGAGGACAAUGGCGACAAGAUACCUUGCCUACUGAACAUCAACGAAACGACUUCCCAAACAGGCAGUAUCACAACACAGAAGAGAGCUGAGGUUACAGCUCAAACUGCUGCUCCUGAGACCAAUGUUAAGGUCAAGACCUUCGAGGAGAUCAUGCGCGAGAAACGCCUUCGCAGGCAGGAAAUGGAGGAGCAGGACAAAACCUCAGCUAAAGCAAGUAAUUUGAUCCCCCUCAAAUCCAAGGCUGCAUCACCUCUCAACAGCACUACUUCUGGUACAAGAGUUGCAGCUGUGACCUCAGUCCCUGUUAAGCUGAGCUCUUCACCAAGUGAGUCCAAGUCACAGAUUCCCAGAAACUACAGGGAGGUCUCAGACAAAAACUCAAGAAACUCCACUGCACCGUCACCAGCCAAGCAGUCCAAAGCAGCUCAUCGUGAACCUGCAGAGUUCCCAGCGGUUGAUGAAACACUGAGCAAUAAUCAGAAGAAAUCUCCAGAACACACUAGAGAUGCCAAAGUGAGGCCCAAACUGAAUGUGAAGCCAUCUGUCAUGAAGCCUGCAGUGCAGGUGAAACCAGGCCAGAAGAGGAGAGGAACAGAGCGAUCUGCUGUGGCUGCUGUGAAACCUCUGAACAGUAGCUGUACAGAGGUGGAGGAGCCAAUGCAAGAGACACUAUGCCAAGAUGGACAAGUGCUACCGUCCUCCAGUGCUACUGUUCCCCCCAGUCCCAGGACCCUGCUCGACUGCAGCUCCAGCCCUCUGAGAGAAGAGCUUCAGACUGUCCCUGUUUUCCCCCCUGACCAGAGUCUGAGCCAGGAAACAAAGCCCACCAUCAGUAUUGCUACUUCAAGAGAGCCAGAUUCACUCCCCCAAAG